AUGGGUGCACCUGUGGACGGCUUCCGAGUGUCUCGUGCCCCGUCAGCUGGGGUUAUGGGCCAAGAUAUGCUAGGACUACAUAUGGGAUAUGCAUUUGGGGAGGAUGAGGGCUUUGAGGAGAAUGUGGCGAGGGUGGCCAGGAAAGUGAUACAUGGAGGUGGCGAUCUGGAUAUGACAUCUAUGACUCUUUGA
This is a messenger RNA of Letharia columbiana, 192 nucleotides long. RefSeq lists its product as uncharacterized. The transcript has a single exon. Bases 1 to 192 code for a protein of 63 amino acids. NCBI's taxonomy places the organism in Eukaryota, Fungi, Ascomycota, Lecanoromycetes, Lecanorales, Parmeliaceae. The record is from RefSeq and is a predicted model, not a curated record.